GCCGCGCGUGCGCAGAGGACUCGCUGCACCGCCGCCGUCCCUCCGCAGUGACGUCAGCCGAACGCCGAGGAGAUCCCGACCGGUUUCCCACCGCUCUGUGGAGUCGGCGGUGUGUCGUUGGUGUCCCUAUCGAGCUGGGUCAGGAGGGCGCGGAGCGGUGAAGCCCUUCCCGAGCCGCGGCGUAGAGGCGGUUCGCGGCGGCUGGAGCGGGGAGGCGCGAGCCGGCGCGGUCGCGGCGGGCGGCGCGGGCGGAGCGCGAGCGAGCGUGACCUACAGCACUGAGCAUCUGAAACUCCCUGCUUCCAGAUCCUGAACCAGAAAAACAAUACUAAAACCCUUUCUUCGGAACAUCCUGGUGUUUGCUCUGAGCUGGUCUUUCCUUGAACCUCCUGGAAGCAAGAGUGUUAGUGCAUAAGUGCGGACUGCACAUCUAGUCUCUGAUACUAGGGAAGAGAAGAUGGCGAUGACCUCGACAACUGUAGUGGUUCCUGCAGAGUGGAUCAAGACCUGGGAAAAAUCUGGGAGAGGCGAGUUUUUGCGUUUGUGCCGGAUUCUCAGUGAAAGUAAAAGCCGAGACACUUUUGCUUGGAGAGAUUUCCAACAAGCACUCUAUGAGUUGUCAUACCAUGUCAUUAAAGGAACUUUAAAGCCCGAACAGGCCUCAAAUGUUCUUAAUGACAUCAGUGAAUUUCGAGAAGAUAUUCCAUUUAUUCUUGCUGAUAUAUUCUGCAUAUUAGAUAUUGAGACGAAUUGUCUAGAAGAAAAAAGCAAAAGAGAUCAUUUUACACAACUGAUAUUAGCAUGUUUAUAUUUAGUCUCAGACACAGUUCUAAAGGAACGCUUGGAUCCAGAAACAUUGGGGUCAUUGGGCCUUAUCAAACAAUCGCAGCAGUUCAAUCAAAAAUCAGUUAAGAUCAAAACGAAACUCUUCUAUAAACAGCAGAAAUUCAAUUUGCUAAGAGAAGAAAAUGAAGGUUAUGCCAAGCUGAUUGUUGAAUUAGGGCAAGAUUUAUCUGGAAAUAUCACUAGUGAUUUAAUCUUAGAAAUUCUCAAAUCUUUAAUAGGGUGCUUUAAUCUAGAUCCCAAUAGAGUUUUGGAUAUCAUUUUAGAAGUGUUUGAAUGCAGGCCAGAACACCAUGAUUUCUUUAUAUCUUUAUUAGAAGCUUAUAUGAGUAUGUGUGAACCACACACACUGUGUCAUAUUCUUGGGUUCAAAUUCAAGUUUUACCAGGAGCCAAAUGGUGAGACCCCAUCUUCCUUGUAUAGAGCUGCAGCAGUGCUCCUGCAGUUUAACCUUAUCGAUUUGGAUGAUCUCUAUGUGCACCUUCUUCCAGCUGAUAGCUGCAUUGUGAGUGAAUACAAACGGGAAAUUGUGGAAGCUAAGCAAAUUGUUAAAAAACUUACAAUGGUUGUAUUGCCUUCCGAAAAAAGUGAUGAACGAGAAAAAGAAAAGAAAAAAGAUGAUAAGGUAGAGAAGGCACCUGACAACCAAAAACUUGGUUUGUUGGAAGCCUUGUUAAUUAUUGGUGAUUGGAAACAUGCACAAAGUAUUAUGGACCAUAUGCCUCCAUACUAUGCAACAUCACAUAAAGUAAUAGCCCUUGCUAUUUGCAAUCUUAUACACAUAACUAUUGAGCCUAUUUACCGAAGAGUUGGUGUCCCUAAAGGUGCCAAAGGCUCACCUGUCAAUGCUUUACAAAACAAGAAGGCACCAAAGCAAGCAGAGAGCUUUGAAGACUUAAGGAGAGAUGUAUUCAGUAUGUUCUAUUACCUUGGUCCUCACCUUUCUCAUGAUCCCAUCUUAUUUGCAAAGGUUGUGCGCAUAGGCAAGUCAUUUAUGAAGGAAUUUCAGUCUGAUGGGAAACAAGAAAAUAAAGAGAAAAUGGAAGCUAUUCUUAGUUGUUUGCUUAGCGUUACUGACCAGGUACUGCUUCCUUCUCUUUCUUUAAUGGAUUGCAAUGCGUGCAUGUCUGAGGAACUAUGGGGAAUGUUUAAAACAUUUCCUUAUCAACAUAGAUAUCGCUUAUAUGGACAGUGGAAGAAUGAGACUUACAACAGCCAUCCACUUUUAGUGAAAGUUAAAGCUUAUACAAUAGAUCGAGCCAAAUACAUCAUGAAGCGCCUAACAAAGGAAAAUGUGAAGCCUUCAGGAAGACAGAUUGGGAAAUUGAGCCACAGUAAUCCAACCAUUUUGUUUGAUUAUAUCUUGUCACAAAUACAGAAGUAUGAUAACUUAAUAACCCCUGUGGUAGACUCAUUGAAAUACCUCACUGCGUUGAAUUACGAUGUUUUAGCCUAUUGUAUCAUUGAAGCACUAGCUAAUCCAGAAAAAGAAAGGAUGAAACAUGAUGACACAACCAUCUCCAACUGGCUUCAGAGUCUGGCUAGUUUCUGUGGUGCAGUUUUUCGUAAAUACCCAAUUGAUCUUGCUGGUCUUCUUCAGUAUGUAGCCAAUCAGUUAAAGGCAGGCAAAAGUUUUGAUCUACUUAUAUUGAAAGAAGUAGUACAAAAAAUGGCAGGAAUAGAAGUUACAGAGGAAAUGACAAUGGAGCAGCUUGAGGCUAUGACAGGUGGGGAACAACUGAAAGCUGAAGGUGGAUAUUUUGGCCAGAUUAGAAACACUAAAAAAUCCUCUCAGAGAUUAAAGGAUGCACUACUGGACCAUGAUCUUGCCCUUCCUCUUUGUUUGCUCAUGGCACAGCAAAGGAAUGGGGUGAUAUUUCAGGAAGGCGGAGAGAAACAUUUGAAACUUGUGGGAAAGCUAUAUGACCAGUGUCAUGAUACCUUGGUACAGUUUGGUGGGUUUUUAGCAUCAAAUCUAAGCACAGAUGAUUACAUAAAGAGAGUUCCUUCAAUUGAUGUGCUUUGUAAUGAAUUUCAUACACCCCAUGAUGCAGCAUUUUUUCUGUCUCGGCCAAUGUAUGCACACCAUAUUUCAUCAAAGUAUGAUGAACUUAAGAAAUCAGAAAAGGGUAGUAAGCAGCAACAUAAAGUUCAUAAGUACAUUAUGUCAUGUGAGAUGGUGAUGGCUCCUGUCCAUGAAGCAGUGGUCUCGUUACAUAUCUCCAAAGUCUGGGACGAUAUCAGCCCUCAGUUCUAUACCACAUUCUGGUCUCUGACCAUGUAUGACCUUGCAGUGCCACAUACCAGCUAUGAACGGGAAGUCAAUAAACUGAAGAUCCAAAUGAAAGCAGUUGAUGACAGUCAAGAAAUGCCUCUAAAUAAAAAGAAAAAGGAGAAAGAGCGCUGCACUGCCUUGCAGGACAAGCUUCUUGAAGAGGAGAAGAAACAGACGGAGCAUGUACAGCGAGUUCUACACAGGCUGAAAUUAGAAAAGGACAACUGGCUCUUAGCAAAAUCUACUAAAAAUGAGACCAUCACAAAAUUUCUCCAGUUGUGUAUAUUUCCUCGAUGUAUUUUUUCAGCAAUUGAUUCUGUUUACUGUGCUCAUUUUGUUGAGUUAGUCCAUCAACAGAAGACUCCAAAUUUUUCCACACUUCUUUGCUAUGACCGAGUUUUUUCAGACAUAAUUUACAUGGUUGCUAGCUUUACUGAAAAUGAAGCUAGUCGAUAUGGGAGAUUUCUUUGCUGCAUGUUAGAGACUGUGACUAGGUGGCACAGCGACAGAUCUACCUAUGAGAAGGAAUGUGGAAACUAUCCAGGAUUCCUUACUAUAUUACGAGCAACUGGAUUUGAUGGUGGAAAUAAAGCUGAUCAGCUAGAUUAUGAGAAUUUUCGACAUGUUGUACAUAAAUGGCAUUACAAACUAACCAAGGCAUCGGUACAUUGCCUCGAAACAGGUGAAUAUACACAUAUCAGGAAUAUCUUGAUUGUACUAACAAAAAUACUACCAUGGUACCCCAAGGUUUUAAAUCUGGGUCAGGCUUUGGAAAGAAGAGUGCAUAAAAUCUGCCAAGAAGAAAAAGAAAAGAAACCAGAUCUAUAUGCAUUAGCAAUGGUCUACUCUGGGCAGCUGAAAAGUAGAAAGUCAUACAUGAUACCUGAAAAUGAAUUUCAUCACAAAGACCCUCCUCCAAGAAAUACUGCUACCAAUCUACAACCAAGUGGGCCUUGUAGUGGGCUGCCUUCAUCUAUAGGAAGUAUGUGUAAAUUAGAUGAGAGCAGUGCUGAGGAGGCCGACAAAUCACGAGAAAGAGCUCAGUGUGCUGUGAAAGCUGCUAAUAAAGCUUCCAGUGUCACACCAAAAGGGAAUUUAAGCAAUGGAAACAGUGGCUCUAACAGCAAAGCUGUUAAGGAAAAUGACAAAGAAAAGGGCAAAGAGAAAGAGAAAGAAAAAAAAGAAAAGACCCCAGCUGUUACUCCAGAGGCCAGGGUACUUGGUAAAGACAGUAAAGAAAAACCCAAGGAAGAACAACCAAAUAAAGAUGAAAAAAUAAGAGAAGCCAAAGAAAGAAUGCCUAAAUCUGAUAAAGACAAGGAAAAAUUAAAGAAGGAAGAAAAAGCUAAAGAUGAGAAAUUCAGGAUCAUUGUUGCCAAUGUAGAAUCAAAAUCCACUCAAGAAAGGGAAAAAGAGAAAGAGCCCUCAAAAGAAAGAGAUUUAGCAAAGGAAAUGAAGUCAAAAGAGAAUGUUAAAGGAGGGGAAAAAGCACCAGUUUCUGGCUCCUUGAAAUCACCUAUUUCCCGAACAGAUAUCACAGAACCUGAAAGAGAAAAACGUCGCAAAGUUGAUUCCCAUCCUUCUCCAUCACACUCUUCCACAAUAAAGGACAGUCUUGUCAAACUUAAGGAAUCUUCAGCAAAGCUCUAUAUCAACCAUAUUCCACCACUACUGUGCAAGAGUAAAGAGAGAGAAGCAGACAAGAAAGAUUUGGACAAGUCAAGGGAAAGAUCCAGAGAAAGAGAGAAAAAAGAGGAAAAGGACAGGAAAGAGCGGAAAAGAGAUUAUUCAAACAAUGACCGAGAGGCACCCUUGGACUUAAUCAAGAGGCGGAAAGAUGAAAAUGGAAUAUUGGGGGUUUCAAAACACAAAAGUGAAAGUCCCUGUGAGUCUCUUUAUCCAAAUGAGAAAGACAAGGAAAAAAUGAAGUCAAAAUCCUCAGGCAAAGAAAAAGGUGAUUCAUUUAAACCUGAAAAGAUAGAUAAAAUAUCCAGUGGGAAAAAGGAGUCCGGACAUGAUAAGGAAAAGAUAGAGAAGAAAGAGAAAUGGGAUGGUUCUGGAGAUAAGGAAGAGAAGAAACAUCAUAAAACCUCAGACAAGCACAGAUAAUGAAGACUCAGCCAAAAGUGUGGGCAGGCCUCUGAGCUGAAGGUCUCCCCUGCUGAGGAUGCCAGAGCUCUUGGUGUCACUCUCUAAACAGUAUCUCUCUUAAUUGAGAGCCUCUGCUGCUGUCCAUCUUAUGAAAAUCCUUUAAGUCAGAAGAUGAAUAUACAUCGCUAUCCUCUCGAGACAUUGCAAAGUCACUGGCUUUCAGAACAUUAUUUUCACCUCUGGGCAGUUCCUUGCAGCAAGAUCUCUGUGCGUACAAUUUUUUCUUGAAAUAAUACCACCUAGAAACAGCAUCUAUGAAAUUUCCACCAGCUGAGUCUCAGAUCACCCUUCUUAGAAAGGGGACUUUUCUUCAACGGAGGACUUCUGGAAGGGUCUGCUGUGCAUUUCCCAAUAUAGAAGUAGGCUAUGGUGAGUUGAAGUGACUGUUCUACCUUAAAGGAGUGGUUCAGUACCAGCUAUAGAAAAUCCUGCAGGUGCUUGACAACAAAUUGGGUCUUUCAUACAUUACUUACUUAAUCUCCAUAGCAAUGUUGCAAGGUAAGUAAGAGUAUGUUUUUCUGUCACAUAGCUAAGGAAGGAGAGAAAGGAUUUUGUAUGUUUGUGGCAGUCAUCCUCCUUUAUUCUUGCUUCUUAUUUAUAUACUCUAUUUAAUGAUUCAGCAAAUAUUACAUGAGACUCUCUUAGUAUAUAUAAGACAUAGAAAGACAAAUUAUUCUGUGUUGUAUCAUUUAGUAGGAUGAUAUCAUGUACCCCCAGCUCCCAAAACAGUGCCUGGCAGAUCUUUCAAAAUCUGCUGUUGUAAAUUCAACUAAAUCCUUUCCCUAGUCAUUAAAGAAUCUACAUAGUUUACCAGAUUCAAUGCAUAUACAUUUAUUUACAAAAAAAAAAUCUUCUUGAGAGGAUUGAUAUCUUUAUUUGUAUUUACUAGCUUUUAUCUGUUCUGAAUAACUUGGACUUGAAGUAUGUCUUGCCAUAUAACUAGUUUAGUUACUUAAGGUCCUUAGAAUUAUGGUUUUUCAUCUAAUAGAUUAAUCUAUUGAGAAAGGUAAAGAGACCACAGGAUGUAGUCACAUCCCCACAGCUCUUCCUCUGAAUGCUACAUAAAAUGUGUGACCAAGUCUUAGUACAUUAGUCCUUUGGGGAGAUCACUGAUAUCCCACCUAUAACAUUCCACCUCUGAUCCUUAACAUUCUCAUGUCCAUCUUAUAAUGCAAAAUGCAUUAAGAUAUCUCCCAGUGUGCCCCAAAUCUUCCCAGUUCAAUUAUUGUUUUAAUAACAAACAAAACUCAAAGCAAAUAUUUACCUCUGUGUGGAGGUUUGAAUAGGAAUGGGCCCCAUAGAUUCAUGUGUUUGAAUGCUUGGCCCAUGAGGAGUAGCAUUAUUAGGAAGUGUAGCCUUGUUGGAGGAAGUGUUUUACGGUGGGGGUGGGCUUUGAUAUCUCCUAUGUUUAGGCUUUUCCCAGUUCAGAGGAGAUUGUCUGGCUGCCUUUGGAUCCUCCAGCACCAAAUCUGCCUGCACAAUGCCAUGCUUCCCAUCAUGAUGAAACCUUGGGUGUUUCAGAGUGGCCCUCCUGGUAUCUCUUGUUAUCUCUGCCCUGAGGUGUAGUGUAUCCUUGAAGGCAAAGUCUUCUUUUUAAUGAUGUGUGUUGAUUUUGUGAGGUUAUAUAGAUUAUUUCAUGGAAACAGUGUCAUCUAAAAAUUUAUAUUUCUAAAUUACACCAGGGUAUACCUUUUUUUUUUUUUUUUGGACAACUAGAUUAUUUGUCACCUACUCAGCUACUCAGUAGAUACUUCAUUUAGCUUUGUUGACAGGAAUUUAGUAAAAUUCAGUUUUACAGAAAAAGUACUAAGUCUUAAAAGCUGUUUUCCUGUGUUAUGACAGUUGGAUAGUUUUCAGUAGAGCAGUACUGAAAGCAAUCCAUUUUUUUAGUGCCUAAAAAGCAUAAACACACCCUCGAUCUGUGCUGCUUUGCUGAUUAGCUGCCUCCUCCCACAUCGUUGAUAAGAGAGAUUUGUACAACUCCUGUGUGCCAGGCCCUGGUCAAAGCUGAUGGUCUCUCCUCUCCCUCACAGACUGCCUCUAAGCUCUUCAGAUUCAUGAAUUUUAACAAGUCCAUGAGCCAGCUCUCAACCAUGUCAUGAUGUGCCAAAAAAACCUGAUGUUCUUCACUGUUUCCUUGGCAUAUGCCCAGUUGGCAUUCAGUUGGAUGACUUAGGUACCUUCCAGGUAUAUCAGGUGAGAAUAGCAUGCAAUGUGGAAACAUUUUGUUAUCCAGAAGGCACUGACUGACACAGACAGCCGGAGGAAAGUCUGAAACAGUAGUCACAGAACAUGACGUGGAAUGAAUUCAGAAAUUGAACAUGAUUGUCAGCACAUGAAAGGUGCCUCAGGGAGAGUGCAGUGACUGACAAGUGGUGACUGUGAGAUGCACAGGGAACAGAUGGAGCAGCUGGUGCGGUGCAUGAAAGGUCAAGUGCUGGGACUGAAGGUGUCCUGUUGCAGACAGGCCAGUGUCUCAGUGUGACCAUGAGAUUCAGCAGUCAGCCUUGCCCAGGUGUCCUCUCCAGUCUCCAGUGGACCUGGAAGUUGGAGGCAGAAGUGGGGGUGCCAGGAUCCACAUGUGUUACUGUGUGGUCCUGAGUGGAUUUGCCAUAACAAGUACAUUACUUAUGUCUGGUUUAUCAUACGAUGCUGGUCUUUAUAACUAAUCAUUAACCUUCUACACUAUUUUCCAUAAGCUUUACCCAUGGAUGAAAGAUUUUUUAACUUUUCCUCACAUGAUAGAUCUAGACUUUGAAAUAUUGAACUAAGGGGAAAAAACCUGGAAAGUAUGUUGAGAAGUACGCACAAUUGCUGCCCUGCCUAACUCUUCAGGUGACAAGUAGCUUUCUAAAGCUUGGAACUGUCAAAGGACUUCUGAGUAUGCUUCCAGCCACAAGUCAGUGCUGACAUCUUAACCAGUGUGUGGAGGAGGAGAGCAUUGGUUUCCACACUGAGGCAGCUCUGUGGUGGUUGUUCCUCUCAGGUACCCUCUACUGGUAAACUUGAACUAUACUGACAGACCAUAGCACAGCUAUGUCCCCAUUGUGCUGGAGUUUGUAUGAAUAGUUAGGAUGUUAAUACUACAUUUUUUUGCCUUCUUUCUCAUAGCUAAUGUCUAUGGAACUAGCUGUAUUACUUGUUUUUUGUUUUGUUUUUUAUUGUUAUAGCUCUGUUAAAUGGCCCCCCAAAUUUCCAGAUAGUAUCCCUAACUGCAACAGAAGAAUUUUAUGGAUCCUUAACUCACAAUAAGUUUGACUUUCAACAAUUUGUUCAGUGUGAAUAUUUUUAUGUCUUUUUCAUGCUUCCACUUACUUGAAACUCAGUUUAUUCUUAAAAACUGUCUAGUAGAACCAGCUUAUUAAGUGUUACUUUGGUAUGCAGUGAAAUGGUCAAUUAAGCAAUAUUGAAGAAAGAUACUUUGACUGUUUUGAAAUUUAUUAUGAAUCAUAAAACAAAAAUCAUUUCAUAGUAUUUCAGAGAUAAAGUCUCAACUGUUCUUAGUCCAGUAUGUCAGUAGAAUUUAUAGUGCAAAUAAAAUUUGCUUAAUUAAAAGAUUUUUUUUGAAAGUCCGUCUAUUAUCAGAAAGCACCAGGAAGAAGUUGUAUUAGUAGCUGCUGUUUUCAUUGGAAGAGUUUUUCAUUAAAUUUCUGUGUAAAAUCUAUUCUUAAUAAGAGAUUUUGUUUGUUUUCCAAACAUACUAUAUAGUAUGAUCUUUUGCAAUCGAAAUGGAUAAGGAAGAAACGAGUGAGGGCUGGUGAUGGUCUUAUAACCACUACAGAAACUCUGUGUUUAGUGCUGUAUCUUGUCUUCAUUCUCAUGUUGAUUAAUUACUAGAUGUUGUCAGUCAUGUCUCCAAUGAAAACAGGAGUGAUAGGGCUUUCUGAGUCAGUUGAUGAAUGAAUCAUACUAAUUUUUAGCAGUUUUUUCAUAUAAUUUUGUCUCCAUCUUUUCAGUAUGUUGACCAAGUUCUUCUAGGUGGUAAAGUUUGUGUUCCAGGUAUAUUGAGUUUAUGUAUUUAUCAUGUAUGCACUAUUGUUAGGUGAAAACAUACUUCAACUUGAUGGGCAGCUAUUAUUCAGUAUUCAUGUAUACUAAUGUUGAUAUAUAUUAGAUACUGUGUUUUACUAUACCUACAAGGUUAUACAAAAUUCUUUUCUUUUACUCAUGAGUUCCAUUUGUUUGGAUUUUUGGUUUGUUUAGAUUUUUUUUCUUCGUGUGUUAAAAAAUAUAGUUUAAUGCUUUUCCUGGUACCUUGCCCUUUGUUGGCAUAAUUGGAAUAUAAAUCGUUCAAAUCUCCACAAUUAAGAGUUUCAGAAAUAUGUGAUACUGGCCACUUGACUUAAUAAAGACUAGAUAUACAAAACAGGUAGAAAAAAAAUACCUAUUUCCUCACUAAAAACAAUUGAAUAUUUUUCUUAUUAUUAGCAAAUAUUAGUAAUAGCAUAGACUAUGAAUAAUUUCUAUAUGUUUUGGCAAGCACAUAGUGAGACAAUGCUUAUUACAGUAAGUACGCAUUUCAGUUAACUAACUGGGCACUGUAAUUCCAAUAGGGCUGUAAUGCAUGGAAACUCACUCUUCAGAUUCCUUAGAGCUGUAACCUGAGACAGUUGAAGGGCCCAUAGUUCAUUUGGGAGGUGUAGAUAGUAGUGAAGCUGAGGAAGCCUGGAAAGGAAAGGUGUACAGAGGGUGUGCUGUCAAGCUGGCUAACACUGCAGGAUGCUAGAACUGUAUUUCCUUUGUGCUACUCUGGAAAAACUAGAACACACAAUUCAGACAUACCUCAUGUGAAGAAUUGGGAUACAGAACUAGUUUGGGGCAGUGGUAGCUAUCCUGUACAGUGAACAGUUCUUGGCAACUUGUGAUCAAGAGCUGUAGCUGGACAUGAUGGCACAUGCUUGCAGUUCCAGCACCUGAGAGGUAGAAUCAGGAAGACCAGGAGUUUAGGGGGAACCUGGGCUACAUGGACUGUGUCCAAAAAAAAAAAAAAAAAAAAAAAUAGAGAAGAGCAGUAGCUGAAGAUUGGUAGACCCAGACUAUCAUUAUAAUACCCACAUCGUCCCUUACAUGUAUACUUGACAGUCCAGCCUCGUAGUACAGUCAGAUGGCAUCCUGUGCGCUUGCACUGCAUGACUGUGUAGCCCACGCAGGCAGAGCCAGGCAAGACUGAAAGGCACAAUGAGAAGACAGUGCUGUGGUUCUGACCCUGGUGGUCUUUACUAUCCAUGUGACCAGGUCUCAUCUGUAAGAUCAGAAGAUGAAUCAGUACACACCACUCUCAGGUGUGUUUGCUCUGAAGCACAUUUGAGCUGAACUUUGCGCAGAAGAGAGGAGGAGGUGCCUUGUUUUACAAAGAGGGAGGUCUGUUUAAUCAGCAAGAUGGAAAAGAUUUCUUGGCAAUUUAAAUUUUCAAAGGCAAAAAGGACAGAUGUUGUCCAGUGAAAAUUAAAAACUUACCUAAAAGGCUUUUUUAAGUUUCUACUUGAACACAUAUUUCACAACUGCAGGUUUGGGCUUCUUUUUCCCUUAUGUUACAUCAUGAACAUGCCACAUGUUAACGUGUAUAAUAUACAAAGUAUGUAAUGUAAUGUAAAUUGAUAUUGUAUGACUGGUUAUAUCUACAUAUUAAUACUAAAUUAUGAAUGUAUAAUUGAUGUGAAAUAAAACACAUCCCUGAUAUUGAA
This is a messenger RNA of Mus musculus (house mouse), 10953 nucleotides long. It is a transcript of the gene Thoc2l, whose product is annotated as THO complex subunit 2-like. The record is from RefSeq and is a predicted model, not a curated record. Gene Ontology annotation, cellular component: nucleus; THO complex. Lineage: Eukaryota; Metazoa; Chordata; Mammalia; Rodentia; Muridae. The transcript is spliced from 8 exons. Gene Ontology annotation, biological process: mRNA export from nucleus; mRNA processing. The coding region runs from base 458 to 5227 and encodes 1589 amino acids.